AUGACUUCGCAUGAAGUUGUUGUUAUUGUUGUGGAUCUAGGAAUUAUGAGCAUGAGGUGGAUACAGAAUCUGAAUAGAUGCACAGACGAAUACUUAGAUGGAAUCGAGGAUUUCAUUGUGUUUGCACGUACACACUGUUUGUGCCUAAUAGGGUCAGAUCACCAACCACCAGACCAAGGCAUUAAAUGUGUUCCCACGGCCAAGGGGCCAAAACCCACGAUCAGGGUGGUGGCCGGGAUUUGCCGAGAUUUAUGGGGGUCACACCACCAUGCUUCUCAACCCCAAACCACCAUGCUUCACAAUCCCAAAUGCCGAUUUGACUACCCACUUGCCCCGGUCGGGCUCCACCACGCAGGUCUUAUCAGCCUCGAAUGUCCCUCCAGGACUCCUAUAAAUACUAAGCUCAGGACUACAUUCAAAGGGUUCAAACACCAAAACCAAAAGCCUCCCACGGAGCAAAUUAUAUUUUCCUGUAAUGCACUUUCAAUACCUUUAUUUGCUUUCUUAGGAGUAGUGGUAGACUGUAAGAAAAAUCCAUUCAUCAAUAUAUCAUACGACCCUUGA
This is a messenger RNA of Prunus armeniaca (apricot), 564 nucleotides long. Lineage: Eukaryota; Viridiplantae; Streptophyta; Magnoliopsida; Rosales; Rosaceae. The record is from the annotation of a GenBank genome assembly.